UUCAGGAGAAGUGCUUCCCGAAGGUUUUGAACGACCAAAAGAUAUAUUUGAACAGAAAAUUGAAGACGAAGACAAUGAUAUGCCUAAAAUUAAAAGCGGUAGUCAACCGGAUGGCGCCCUAAUAAAUAUAGAUCCCAAGCGAUCCAAAUAUGCUAAAGUAAUGGGAGAUCAAGUUUGCCAUUACAUUGUAAGAGACAAGAAAUGCUACAGAAAUGGCAACUGUACUGAUGUUAGUGCAGACAAACACAACUUUCCGCCUAAUAUUGUGGCCGCUAUUAAGGCAAAGGAUGAUAACUGGUAUUUCAUUCAUUUGAAUGGACAGUACUGUAAACGACACGUCAAUAAUGUUGAAGAUUGCAACAAAUGGUCUCCCCUUCAAACCAUUAUAGGAUGCGAUACAAUGAAGGCACGGCUUAAUUUUAAAUACCGAUACCUGUGYCGAAAUCCCAAAUUGUCUGCCGGCGCCAACUAUGAGCCAUACAUAUACCUGUUUAAGGAUGGCAUGUACUGGAAGUUUAAUAAUAAUUAUACUCCGAAGAAGCCUUUYGGUGAUCUUAUUGACGGCGGUGAUCCGGCCCGAGAAAAAUGGCCGGGAAUUCAUUUUCCAGGCGGUACGAGUUGGGAGAACCGUAACUUUAUUAUUAUCUACAAAAACAAGUGGUCGCGUUGGAAACCUAAUGGUGACAGUCCUGAUGGUCAACCAAAAGAUGACGAACCUUCAGAUGAAACCUCUGUUGCGGGAAUGGAUAGACCAAAAAAGGAUAAACCAAAUGAUGACGACAAUCAACCAAUAAAAGGAAAACCAGAUGACGGAAACAAUAAACCAUCAAAUGAAGAUCCAGAUGGUGACGGAAAUAAACCGUCAAAUGAUGGAAAAAAUAAACCAAAAAAAGAAAACCCAGAUGGAGGUGACAAUCAACCAUCAAAUGAAGAUCCAGAUAAUGAUGGAAAUAAACCAUCAAAUGGUGGAAAAAAUAAACCAAAAAAAGGAAAACCAGAUGGAGGUGAUAACGAACCAUCAGAUGAAGUUUCUGUUGCGGGAUUAGAUAGAGAAAAAAAUAAAAAAUCAAAUGAUGGCGACAAUCAACCAAUAAAAGGAAAACCAGAUGACGGAAACAAUAAACCAUCAAAUGAAGAUCCAGAUGGUGACGGAAAUAAACCGUCAACUGGUGGACAAAAUAAACCAAAAAAAGRAAAACCAGAUGGAGGUGACAACAAACCAUCAAAUGAAGAUCCAGAUGAUGACGGAAAUAAGCCUUCAAAUGGAGGGAAAAAUAAACCAAAAAAAGAAAACCCAGAUGAAGGUGACAAUCAACCAUCAAAUGAAGAUCCAGAUAAUGAUGGAAAUAAGCCUUCAAAUGGCGGGAAAAAUAAACCAAAGAAAGGAAAACCAGAUGGAGGUGACAAUCAACCAUCAAAUGAAGAUCCAGAUAAUGAUGGAAAUAAACCAUCAAAUGGUGGACAAAAUAAACCAAAAAAAGGAAAACCAGAUGGAGGUGAUAACGAACCUUCAGAUGAAACCUCUGUUGCGGGAUUAGAUAGAGAAAAAAAUAAAAAACCAAAUGAUGGCGACAAUCAACCAUCAAAGGAAACACCUGACGAUCCAUUUCUUAUUGAUUUUAAAAAGAAAGUUAAAAUGAUUCCCGAAAUCAAUGACGUGGGCGACGAUCCAAUUCUUGACGAACCGUCAGAAAUACCUGACGAAACAGAUCGACGUCCCGGCGAUUCGGGUGCUCUCAUACCAUUGGAUAACAACAAAAGCCGUUUUGCUAAAGUAUCGGACGAUCAGGUCUGCUAUAUUGGCAUUGAAAACGAUACGGCCUUUUGGACAGAUCCGUGUAAAUCAGUGACAGACGACGAUAACAAUUAUCCGCCGAAUAUUAUUGCAUACAUUCAGCCGAARUCGAAAAUCGAUUAUUUUAUCAAUAAAAAUGGCGAAUAUUGUUCCAGAAGUCCAGAGAAUAAGAAAUCGUGUCUAAAAUGGCGCGACAAUAAAGAAAUCUUUGGUUGUCAUGAAAGAUCUAAAGACGAAGAAAUGCCGAUUGAGUUGAGAUAUUUGUGUAACAAUCCAGUGAUCAAUGCGGGCGGUGUUUACAAUGAUAUUAUACAUGUCUUCAGAGGUGGCAAACAAUGGAGAUUUAAUAAUAAACCGAAAGACAAGAAACCAUUUGGUGAUCUAUUGGACGGUGCGUACAAAGCAAAGACAAAUUGGACGGGAAUUCAUUUUCCGGGUGGUGUUGGCCAGUGGUCACCUAAUGGUCCCGAAACUGGUGGUCCUGACAAUUUUAUUAUUGUCUACAAGAAAAAAUGGUCCAAAUAUGGCAAACCUGGUCCACAACCUACAGCUGGCGAUAUCAGGGAUAUGCCGAUUGAUGACUUGGAAGAGGAUGACGAUCCGGCUGACAGUCCAGAUCAGGGGGCGCUCAUACUGGUUGAUCCCAAGCGCAAGAGAUACGGCAAGAUUAAGGGACCUGACGUUUGUUAUCUGUAUAUCAAGAAGAACGUUGCCUUUUGGGACGGCAAGUGUAAACCGGUCACCGAAGACGCCAACAAUUUUCCGCCCGAUAUUAUUGCAGCGAUACACACACCAGAAAAAUACUGGUAUUUUGUUGCCCGAAACGGUACUUAUUGUAGACGAGAGGACACGUCUAAGAUUGAGUGCACUAAAUGGGGAGAUAAUAAAGAACUCUUUGGUUGUAACUCUAAGCCAUUGAAACGAGAGUUGGAACAGUUGUGUCACAACACUACUAUCAAUUCUGGUGGUAAUGUUGAACCCAAUGUCUUAGUUUUCAAGAAUGGCAAGUAUUGGCAGUUUGAUAAUAAACCAGAAAAAGGUAAACCCAUUGGCAACCUUAUCGAGGGUAAGGUUCCCAUACACCCAAAAUACGAUGGCAUGCAUUUGCCCGGAGGUAUCAGUCAUAACAAGGACGCACUGGUUAUUGUGUAUCAGAACCGAUGGGCUCAAUGGGUACCAGAGGGUAAGGGAAGAAAAGCAGACAAUGAAGAUGACACUACAACAGAAUCCGACAGUAAUGGUUUCAAACCAUCUAAAGGAGGAAAGAAAGAUCCAGACGAUAAUACUGAUGGCUUUGAACCGGGAGCUAAGUCAACAACGGAAAACCCCGAUGGAAGUGAUAGUUUUGAACCCGGUAAAGGAAAGCCAUCAAAAGGAGGAAAAAAAGAUUCAGAUGAUAAUACCGAUGGYUUUGAACCGGGAGCUAAGUCAACAACGGAAAACCCCGAUGGAAGUGAUGGUUUUAAACCGGGUGAAGGAAAGCCAUCAAAAGGUGGAAAGAAAGAUCCAGAUGAUAGUAGUGAUGGCUUUGAACCGGGAGCUAAGUCAACAACAGGAAAACCUGAUGGAAGCGAUGGGUUUGAACCCGGUAAAGGAAAGCCAUCAAAAGGAGAAAAAAAUCCAGAUGAUAGUACUGAUGGCUUUGAACCGGGAAAAAACAAACCAUCAAAAGGAGGUAAAGGAGGUUCACAACCGGGAAAAGAUGAAUUGGAAACGACGACUCCGAAUGACGAUUUUGGCGUUGAUGUUAGCAAAAAGUCAAAACAAGGUCAUCCGGGUACYGAUACUGAUGAACCAACUGAUAUCAGCGAACAACCUAUUCUGGAUGAGCCUAAAGACCAAGAUGGUGAUCCUAAAGAUAUGGGUGCUCUUAUACCGAUGGAUUCGGGUAGAAAACGAUACGCCAAAAUCAUUGACACCGAUGUAUGCUAUGUUGUGGUGUCGUCCAGAGGUGACAAAGCCUUUUGGGACGAAAAGCCUAAAUGCAAACCCGUCACUGAAGACGCCAAUAACUUUCCACCAAAUAUUAUCGGUGCGGUUAAGACUAGAGGCAAUGUUUGGUACUUUUUUGAUAGGGAAGGCAAACAUUGCAAUCGUAAAAACAACGAUACUAUCAAAUGUACUGAGUGGUCGGAUAAUAAAGACAUCUUUGGGUGCAAUACUGACAAAAGCACUGAAAUGGAAGAUCUGUGCAAUAAUCCCAUCAUUAAUUCUGCCGGCAAUUACUGGCCAUUUAUCUAUCUUUUCCGCGGACAACGAUACUGGAUGUUUGACAAUAAGGAACAGCCCGGAAAACCUUUGGGUAAACUUAUGAGUGGACCGGCACUCGCAGCCGACAAAUAUCCAGGCAUUCACUUACCCGGCGGUGCAAGUUAUCACAAGACAUCGUUUAUUAUAGUCUACCGAAAUAAAUGGUCACUUUGGAGGCUAAGAAAACAUCGACCGAAAGCAACAGAUGGUUCUAACAGACCCGUUGACAAUGAAGACAAUAUGAAUAAACCAGGAGUUGAUGGAGAGUUCAGUAAUAGUGGCAAAUCUACAACUCCAGCCACAAUUGAUGAAAGUAGUACUAAUGGAAAUGAAGGAAAUCCAGACGGAAAAUCACCUGAAGAUAGUAAGAAAGAUAGUGAUUCUGGAAAAUCUUUAGAUCCUGAUAAGGCUGAUGAUAGUAAAUCAACUGAUGGUAACAGUGAUAAUAAGGAUAAUAAUGAAAAAGGAGGAAAUGGUAAUAAAGAAGGAAAUGAUAAUAAAGAAAGAAAUGAUAAUAAAGAAGGAAAUGAUAAUAAAGAAAGAAAUGRUAAUAAAGAAGGAAAUGAUAAUAAAGAAAGAAAUGAUAAUAAAGAAGGAAAUGAUAAUAAAGAAAGAAAUGAUAAUAAAGAAGGAAAUGAUAAUAAAGGAGACAAUAGUAAAACAAGUUCAUCGACCGAUGAAUUGGGCGAUGUUUAUGAUCAGCCAAUUCUUGAUAAAGAAAAUGAUGACGAAACCGGUGAUCCAAUGAAUGCCGGGGCUCUCAUUAAUUUAGACAUUAAAUUAUCGAGAUUUGCUAAAAUCAAAGGAGAUAAGGUCUGUCCACUACAAAUCACUUACAACCAGACCGUAUGGAUCGGUGAUUGUCGUCCUGUAGAUAAAGAUGAAGAAMAAUUUCCGCCACAUAUUGUGGCCGCCAUUAAGGGAAGAGAUAAGUUCUGGUAUUACUUUGAUCCCGAAGGAAAGCAUUGCAAAAGAAUGGAUGGUUUGAGAACUAAGUGUGACAAAUGGAUUGACAAUCGUCUGGUGUUUGGCUGUAAUGCCGAAGAUAUCAGAUCGGAAUUAGAAACUCUUUGUGAAAACGUAACCAUCACUGGUGGCGGUAAUUAUCCUCCGUUUGUUUAUGUUUUCCGCGGCAGUAAAUUCUGGAAGUUUGAUGGACAUCACCCAAAACCUGGCAAACCGUUAGGAGAUCUUAUCAAAGGUAAUGAACCGGCAAAGAAUGAGUUCGACGGCAUUCUUAUGCCUGGAGGCGUCAGUUUUAAUAAAAACGCUUUUGUUGUCGUMUACGCCAACACUUGGUCUCAGUGGACAUCUUCGCUGAAGGACAAGUUAGCACACAAAGGUAUGCGACAAAAUGAUAAUGAAGUCAGUAAUGCACCGAUCGGUACGGUAACUAUGAGUAUCAUCGGCGAACCACCCGAUCUACCCGAUGGUGAGGACAGCGAUAGGGGUGCACUCAUACCUAUGGACGAGAAAAAAGGCAAAUAUGCUGUCGUCAGGAAAAAGCAGGUUUGCUAUUAUAAAAUCACUGAAGACAAGUGUUCGCUAAUUGGCGAAUGCGUUAAAGUGACCGAAGAUGACAACAAAUUCCCGCCUAAUUUGGUGGCCGUUAUUAAAGACAGAAAGAAAAAUUGGUAUUUCUUUGAUGGMGUCGGCAAACACUGUAUGCGCACCGAUAAAAAUAUUAAAAAGUGCAACAAAUGGGUCGAUAACAGUGAAAUUUUCGGCUGUAAAGCUAAGGGCAUCAAAUCAUCAGCCUUGAAGUCCCUGUGCUCUAACGUAAAGAUCAGCACCGGUACCAACUUUUCUCCAUUCAUUUACGUGUUCAGAGGCUCGAAAUAUUGGAAAUUUAAUAAUCGUAUGAAAGAUGGUAAACCAUUUGGUGAUGUCGUUGAAGGAGCCAAACCUGUUAAAGACAAAUGGGAAGGAAUGCACUUUCCGGGAGGCGUAGGAUAUUUGAAAACAUCAUUAGUUAUGGUCUAUAAAGAUCAGUGGUCUCUCUGGAGUAAAACAAACUCAAUCAUUGAUAGCAAGAUUGAGACCACA
Oppia nitens is the source of this 6091-nucleotide messenger RNA. RefSeq lists its product as uncharacterized. The transcript has 7 exons. NCBI's taxonomy places the organism in Eukaryota, Metazoa, Arthropoda, Arachnida, Sarcoptiformes, Oppiidae. The record is from RefSeq and is a predicted model, not a curated record. The annotation marks the transcript as partial.